AUGCCUGACAUUACAGAUGAAGAACAAAGUUUGAAUGAUGAUGAUGAAACUAAUGACAAUGAUCAUCAAGACUAUGUUCAAGAACUUGUAAACAAAUAUGCCGGGCACGGAGCGGCCAAUCCCAGAGAGGCUCUUCAGGUUAGACGAGAACUCGCUGCCAAGAGAAAAGAAGAGAGAGAACUAGAAAAGAAGAGAAAAGAGGAGGAGAGGAUUCUUGCUAAGGCCGAGGCUCUUAGGGUGGAACAGGAAAAACGUGUCGAGGCUAGGCUCCGCGCUGAGGAGGACUUACAAAAUACUUCAUAUAGUCACAAGACUAAAAAAAGAAUUAAAACGCUGAUACCGAAAAAAAGACGGAAGAUUGUAGUUGAGGAAUCGUCAGACAAAGAAGAAGAUGAUUCUUCAGAUGAUUAUGAGGAAGUUGUCAAAGUCAUCAAAAAAAAGAGAAAUCGCCCCGUUCACCACACUCGAACAACCCGGCUUGUAACAGACGAUACUCUGCUUAUAACAGAAGACGGCUUAUCUGUUAAACCAGAGACACUCCUGCAACCUCUCUAUAGGGCUCCCGACUCACGAACAGUAAGCCUAAACAUUGAUGAUGAUGAACUAAAAGUUGAGGAUGAAAAAUUAACAGUCAUUCCUUAUAACUAUGAUUUUCCACUCUACAGGGAUGCCGAAUCACGUACGGUUGGUUUACAAGCAGAUGAUACUUUGCUUAUAACUGAAAAUGGUCUAUCGGUUAAUUUUCCUGAUCCUGAGACGCUGAAAAAGCCGUUGUAUCGUGACCAGAGCGGCCUUGGAAUCAAACUUCAUAAAAGUCUAAAGGUGAACAAUAAUGACGAAUUGGAAACUAACAUUCAGUCGGUACUAAAAGCAUUUGGCGCUCUGAAAUCGAGUUCAGGUGCGGAUACGUUGUUAGACAUCGGGUCUUCAUGGCUCAACUUUGGAUUCGAUAGUUUGACCGAAAUGACUGAUGUGUUAGGAGAAGUAGACACCACAGCCAUUCGCCUAAUGGUAGAUAGUUCCACAUUCAGUCAAGCGGGUUCGAGAUUGUCCCUGAAAUCACCCGGAUAUGAACAAAUCAUGUAUGGGAACCUUACCUAUGGCUACUUGGGAAGUUCUUCAUUCACUUAUUCGUCCACGCUUCAGGAGUUGAGAGUACCAAAUGUCAAAUUAACAGGAGUAUUUCCUGCUAUUGGAGGUGGGUCGUAUGCAGUGAGUAAAGACUAUCUUUCCCAAUUUUAUCAAGGCUCUCAAACAGGAGCAAUAGCAGUGGGACCCGAGUUUAACGGACGACGCGAGAUUGGCUGUUUGGUCGAUAAUCAGACCAUCAGAAUUGUUGGAAAUGCACUCACAGGUGGGUACAUUUUCCAGGAAUUUAACGGAGUCACCAUCCGGCCUGGGACUACCAAUGAUGUGAUGCUCUCUCUCAAAUGUGAGGCUGGCAGUUGUCUCCAAAUGGUCAAAGCAGAUACCAUUAAAGACGUACUUACUUGCAGCAAUGGUAUCGAGAGAGUACAGAAUGACCUUCAACUCGAUCUAAAAGUUGAUGCUAAUUCAGGUUUGGCUAUGGUCAACAGGGGAACCAUACGGGAUACCUUUACAGCCUCCCAAGGGGUAAGCAGGAUUGGCAAUGAGUUCAGGUUAUCUCUUACUGCACAGUCACCCGAUUUAACCCUCAAUAAUGGGGUUCUCAGUUCGAACAUCGCUGCGGGAAUUGGACUCCAGAAGAAUGGUGCUGUUUUGUCUACUAAUCUCCGAGGUAUUAAUGGAGUGCAAGUGUCCGGUGAUUUGAUUUCAUGUUCUCUUACAGGAAGCGAUACAGUUCUUCGUGUUGGGGAUGUUCUGAAGGGCAAUUAUGUCGGUUCGACCAAUUCAUACGGAAGUGUGGUCGUUGUUGGUAAUACCAUUCAGUAUAACAUGAUUCCGCCACAAUUCGUAAGUAACAGUCCAAACUUGAUUAUCACAGGAAGUUACCCUCUCUACAACUUUACACUCAUUGACCCUACGCUGUUAUUGAAACAAAGGGAUACCGAUAAUACUGAACAGACUGAUACUGCAGAAGUGUUAAAAAUGGAUGUUCCAUCAGGCAACACUGUUAUUUUGUCCGGAUCAACUCCAUUAUCAACCGUACCUUUUCCAGCGAUGGUCUCCCCGACCUUGACAGUCCCUAUGGCUGUAAACUCCAUCCUCCCAAUCGUCUCAACGUUCCCUUGGGGAAUGAUUUUCGGAGGGUCAUGCAAACGUAAGGUUCAACGAGAUGCGGAAGGCCAACCUAUACUCGAUGGCGAUGGAAACCCCGUUUAUGAACCAAUAGACCCUGUUACCUUCAUGCCACCACUUGAACCCGGGAGCAAUGUCACAAUUGCUUCUGAUCCAAUAGGAGGUUGUACUCGUCUCUUGUUUGAUAUGCCUUCAUGUUAUCGAGGCAUCAAAUACGAAUACCCUCAGCAAGCGAUCAAUCUCUCAAUGUUAAGAGAUUACGACAAUGAUGUUAUCAAACCUUGGGUCGGAAGCCAGAUAACUAAUCUAACUUCAAAUAAUGUUACAUUUGGCAGCAAUAUCUCAGGGAAAGUCAUUACAGGAAGCAGAGUUCAAACGACCGCCUCUGUAGCAGGAGGCUCGUCUGUCUUUAUUUCAAAUAGUUUUGACGGUACAAAAUCGUCUUGGCUGGGUCUGGAUGGUUCUGGUUUUUUAGGGUAUGCUAGUGAUGCUGCUACGUGGUUAGGAGCACAAGACAAGCUGAUUUACAUUUACGGACGGACAUCUAGUGCAGUAUCUCUGGGUCUAAGAGUGGACACAAAUGGUUUGUGCGUUGUAGGGGGUGACCUAACUGUCGGAGCCUCUUCUGUAAAUGGUUUACGUUCCCUUAUCGUAAGCAAUCCGAGUACAGGGACGAACGGAUGCAGCAUUCUUUAUCUAACAGCUUCAGGGGGUUCUGGAGUGAUGUUUUUGAAUGGAAACAACCGGAGUUCGGACGGUGGGAUUAACGCAAUGACGUUGAGAAACAAUAUUGGUAACCUUCGGCUUCAAGCACAGACCGCUAGAGGACUAACAAUACAGGCAAACACUGGAAUCGUUACACUGGAUGCUACAAAUGAUGCAUCCUCUACAACAACAGGUGCAUUACAAAUUCCCGGUGGAUUAGGAGUGCAAGGCACAGUGUACAUGGGAAAGUAUGCUAUUAUAUCUACUACAGCCACUGCCGCCUUUCAAAUAAACAAUGCAUCAUUCGGAUAUACAGCAACAGCAGGUCAAUGGGUAACAAAUACCGUUGCUGGAGACUACAUCAUUCGAGCCUCCGCUAGUAAUUUGCGUAUUGGUACAAAUAAUGCAACGGCUUCGAAUUUGGAUAUUCUCUCAUCUGGGAAUGUUAUUAUCAAUAUGACAACUGAUGCUACUUCCUCAACAUCCGGCUCGUUCCAGGUGAAAGGUGGAGUUGGCAUCGCUAAAUCACUGUACGUUGGAGGGGAUGUAUACACAAAUGGAGUGAAAUUGGCUACUGAAAGUUCUCUAACAACAUCCAUUGCUACGAAGCAAAAUGCCAAUCCUUUACUCGAUGCAAUCAGUGGUUUAACAACGACACCGAAUUCCUUCGUCAUGGGAACUGCUGGGGGCUUUACAGUAUCACCUGUCUCUACAAUUCUAGGGGGAUUCCAACCUCUUCUUACUACAUCGUCUGCAUUGAAUGUUAAUUCUCUAACAACGAGUGGUGGAAUAUUUGUCCAAGGCACCUCAGAUAUAGUGUUUCGAGUAGAUAAUGUAGGCAAUGGACUCUUGACAGGUGGCUUACAUGUUGAACAUGAUCUAAAUGUUGAAGGACUGAUCAUUCAAAAUGGAGUCGAAGUGGCUACGCAACAAUGGAGUGUCGCUACAAUGACCGGCAUGACAAGUCCUCUUAGUCAAUCCUUGACUUUGCUUCAAACACUUGUUCAGAAUAACAAGGCCGCCGCAGAUACAGCACUUGCUACUAAACAAAGUGCGUCUGCAUUACUCGAUUCUAUCAGCGGUUUAACGCCGGCGGCUAACACUUUCAUCAUGGGAACACCCACAGGGUUCUCAGUUGUUCCUACAUCGAAUAUACUUUCCUCAUAUCAACCUCUUAUUACCUCAUCGACUGCGCUAUCAUUUAACAGUGCCACUGUUGGCAGGGGUAUAACCAUUCAAAAUGGCGCAGCAUCUACAACAUUGUCCUUAGUAAAUACUGGGAGUAAUGUUACAUGGGGCAUGAGAGUUGCCGGAAGCACAGGAGACGGAACAUUAUCAGCAGGCGGAUUCGGUCUAAAUAGUUCUUAUAACAAUACAGGCUUCGUUCUGAGAGUUUCCAAUACAGGCGUAACGCAGAUACCAAACACAACCAAUUCAACUAGUGUGACAACAGGUGCUUUCCAGGUAUCAGGUGGAGUCGGCAUAGGAAAAACUCUAACCCUAGGAGCAGGUGGAGGAGGAUUGCAGCUGGCUGCCAUAGUCAUCAAUGCGCCUUCAAGUGCCACAGCAUCUACGGCCAUUCUGAUUAGUAACAAUGCUGCUUCGAGUAAUUCUUGGGGUACAUACCACGCUGCAACUAAUGGAACAGAUACAAGGACUAUUGGUUUACUGGCAGAUGAUAGUUUUAUCAUAAACGAAAACGGACUCUCUGUCAACUUUCCUGACCCUCCACCGCCAGAGACGCUGAAGAAACCACUAUAUCGUGACAAUGGAAUCGGUGUCAAACUUCACAAGAGUUUGAAGGUGAACAGUUCAGAUGAACUCGAAACAAAUACAAGUCAACUAUUCAAGGCUUUUGGGGCAAUAAAGACAUCGUCUGGAGCAGACAGUAUCCUUGACAUCGGAAGCAGUUGGCUUGAUUUCGGCUUCUCAUCUCUGACUGAACUCACAGACGUCUUAGGGGAGGUAGAUACGACUGCCAUUCGACUCAUGACCGACACUUCUACAUUCAGUCAAGCCGGUUCCAAGUUGUCUUUGAAGAGUCCAGGAUACGAGCAGAUACUGUAUGGUAACAUGACUUAUGGAUACAGUGGGAGUCCUUCAUUCACCUAUUCGACAACGCUACAGGAGUUACGAGUGCCUAACGUGAAAUUGAGCGGUACAUUACCAGCAAUCGGUGGAGGCUCGUAUGCUGUGUCCAAGGACUACUUGAGUCAGUAUUAUCAAGGCAGUCAAACAGGUGCAAUUGCUAUCGGCCCCGAGUUUAGUGGACGGCGCGAGAUUGGGGUUUUGGUUGAUAACCAGACCAUAUGCAUCAUUGGUAAUCAACUUGUUUCAGGACUGAUUUUUCAGGAUUUUAAUGGAGUUGCUAUUAGACCUGGUACAACUAACGAUGUGGUACUAUCGUUAAAAGCCGAGGCUGGUAGUUGUCUCCAAAUGGUCAAAGCAGAUACGAUAAAAGAUGUACUGACAUGUAGCAAUGGAAUUGAGAGAUUGCAGAACGAUAUACAAUUGAGUUUGAAAUGUGAUGCGAAUUCAGGGCUUGCAAUGUCAGGUCGUGAUACAAUCCGUGAUAUAUUCACAGCAUCCCAAGGAAUAACACGGGUUGGCAGUGAUUUCAGAUUAUCCUUAACAGCACAGUCUCCUGAUUUAACUCUCAACAAUGGAGUCUUAAGUUCCAAUAUCAGCGCUGGGAUUGGGCUUCAGAAAAAUGGUGCCGUUUUAUCUGCAAACUUACGUGGAAUAAACGGUGUCAGUGUUUCCGGAGACUUGAUUUCAUGUUCCCUUUCCGGAAGCGAUACCGUUCUUCAUGUGGGUGAUACCUUGAAGGGAAAUUACAUUGGUUCGACAAAUUCUUACGGAAGUGUCUUGAUUCUUGGGAACCAGAUUUCAUACAAUUUAAUACCACCGCAGUUUGUAUCCAAUUCACCCAACUUGAUUAUCACAGGAAGUUAUCCGCUAUAUAACUUUACCCUCAUCGACCCUACACCAUUGUCCAAACAAAGGGAUACCGAUAAUACUGAACAGACUGACACAGCUGAAGUGUUAAAAAUGGAUGUUCCUGGUGGAAAUGUGGUUAUCCUCUCUGGCACAACCCCUCUGACAACAAUACCCUUUCCAGCAAUGGUAUCGCCACCGUUAACAGUUCCCAUGGCUGUAAACUCCAUCCUCCCAAUCGUCUCAACGUUUCCUUGGGGAAUGAUUUUCGGUGGUCAGAGAGAACGAAAAGUACAAAGAGAUUCAGAAGGGCAACCUGUGCUCGAUAGUGAAGGUAACCCUGUAUACGAACCAAUCGACCCUGUUACCUUCAUGCCGCCUUUAGAGCCUGGAAGCAAUGUUGCAAUUGCUUCGGACCCGAUUGGAGGCUGCACUCGAUUACUAUUUGAUGUACCAAGUUGCUAUCGUACCAUCAAAUAUGAGCACCCCCAACAAGCGAUUAACCUCUCGAUGCUACGGGAUUAUGAUACCGAGGUUAUUAAACCAUGGGUAGGAACACAGAUUACGAAUUUGACGUCAAACAAUGUUACAUUUGGAGGCAAUAUCGGUGGUAAAGUAAUCACCGGAACCAGAUUGAGUAUUGCUCCGGCUUCGACAGGCACUUCAUCGGUCAUGACAUAUUCUACAUUCGAUGGAACUAAGAGUUCAUGGCUUGGUCUUGAUGGAACGGGAUUCUUAGGAUACAACAACGGUGCUGCAACAUGGCUCGGUGCCCAGGAUUUGCCUAUGUACAUAUAUUCUCGAACUUCGAGUGCGCCCUCAUUAGGGCUUUGA
Spizellomyces punctatus DAOM BR117 is the source of this 6696-nucleotide messenger RNA. RefSeq lists its product as uncharacterized. The record is from RefSeq and is a predicted model, not a curated record. NCBI's taxonomy places the organism in Eukaryota, Fungi, Chytridiomycota, Chytridiomycetes, Spizellomycetales, Spizellomycetaceae. The transcript is spliced from 4 exons. The coding region runs from base 1 to 6696 and encodes 2231 amino acids.